AUGGAGAACGAACCGCAGUCAGCUACCUCCUCGAGGCGGGGUCGCCUGAUGGGCAAGCUGUUCGCCCUCAAGGAGAAGGAUCGCAAACCGACGGCCGAAGAGACGGGCAGUAACAUCAACGAUUUCCUCAACGGCCCUUCCGAUACCCUCCAGGUUUCUCACGCGACCCCUCAGAGCGCCCUUCCCCAGCUCACGAAGCUGGAUACAUCUUCAGCCACCCGCUAUCCCCAGGCUCUGAAUGUUGCCAGCCAUUCUCAGCAGAGCCUGAACCUCCCAAUCCACUCCGCUCGCAGUCCUGCUCACAGCCCAGGUCUGCCCCCGCCUCGGAGCCCGCGGCGCAACAACCGAAGAGGCUUGAAUGUUCGCUUUGUAGACUCAUACCCCGAGAUUAUUGGCGAAGGUGGUGACGAGUCGGAGAUUCCUGCGAUCGAGGUGUCUAGGAACAAGAAGCAGCGCCCUCCUCCCGACAACCAGCGCCGCCGACCUAUUGCCGCCGUUCACGACUCUCCGCCCCGAGCUCCUGCACCGAGAGAAGACUCCGACUUCGUUCCCGGCCGUCUGCGUCGUACACAAACCGGCUUCUCGUCUAUCCACGAGCCGGAGCCACGGGAGGCCCCUCCCCCUCCCGUUCCCAGAGAGGUUGCACCGGGUUAUAAUGCCUCGGCGCCAUUCCUGGACACACCCACCAGCGCCAAGGAUGAGAACCGGAAGUCCUUCAUCGAGCAUCACCAGGCCGAAAUGCGCCAGGCUGAAGGCAGAGCUUUUGCAGAGGCUGCACGCUCAGCCAGCCAGUCCUCCCAUCCUCAGGGCGAUGAGCGCGCUGGCUACACACCUGCCACACCUCAACUGAACGAAUCACCCACAAAGUCCCCUGACCUCCAUAAGAACCCGCCCGACCAGAGUCCCUCUUCUGUGUACUCAGCUGGCAGCAGUUUCGGACAGCAGAGCGCAGGCAACAGCUUUUCGAGACAAGCCUCUGUCAGCUCUCAGCACAACUUGGUUGCCCCUCCUUCGAUGGCUUCUAGACAGGCGUCUUUUAACAUGCACGAUGCGGUCCUUGCAGUUGGCGAAGAUGCCCUGAACAGUUUCGUCACACGCACGCGCCACCUCAAUGAGCUUUUCAGACUGCAUGCCGAGACAAUCAAGCCUCUUUCAGCCUGCCUGCCCUACGAGUUGGCGCGUGCUUCCCUGUGGUGGUUCCUCAAAGGACGCAUGGCACUGGAGGCGGCUGUGCGCGCCCGCCCUGGCAGCCCUAAAGAUCAGAUGCAGAACGACAUGGACCGCCAGCAAGCUUACGCAAACCUCGCCAAGGGCUACUGGCUCGCUGAGGAGGCUAUCCCCGAGCUUAUGGAGGCUAGACAUCUUCCUCCCGAUAGUGGCAUCAAUGACAUUCGCUCCACACUGGUUUCAACACUGAAGAAGCUAACUGUUUCUAUGAAGAGAAACGGAUUCCUGCCCCCUGAGGAGGCCUUCCUGCCCCAGACAAUCGACAAGUCGAUCUGGGUGGAGUAUCCCAGACUCAGCAUGGAUAUGGUUGCGCUACUCACUGCAGACUCACAAGCAGCCAUCUCCGGGGUGGUCAAGGUGCCCUCGCCUCUAGAGAUUCUCGACGCCCUGCCCCCUGGUGAUACAGCCGAAAACUUCACGUUCGGCAGAAUCAGCACCGAUGUGUUCUUGAUGGAGCAGGGCAUGGAGUCCCAGAGAUUCUACUUCCCCUGUCUCCUGUCCAUGGUCCGACCUCAGAAGCAGCCCAACCUCGUGUUUGUGAUUGCCAGUCAACAUGGAGAGGUCAAUCUGCGCAUCCAAGGCAACAAGCAAGCCGGCCCUACCUGGGACGACGUUCGUUGGCGCAAUGAGACCUGCUCACUCGAAAUCAAGCUGCCCCGAGGCUUUAUGGUCGUCGCUCAAUGCUCACAAUCAGAUUACCGUAUGUUGUGGAGCAUGUAUGACUUUGGCGCCAAGGUCCAGGCCACUCUCUACCCCCGAUCUGAUGAGCAUUGCACAUUCCGCGCCAAUCUUCGGUCUUUCCAAUACUUCGACUCUGAUCCUCAGGCGCGUGCUUUUCCCAAGGAGGCCAUCCAAGGCUGCGACGUUGCGCUGUUUGAGAAGAUUCAUAAGGAGAACUCACCAACUGGCCCCCGAGCUUACCACCGCGGCUUCAGAAUCACCGUCGUUACUGGCGCUCGCACACGAACUUUGAGCGGCAUCAACCACAGCUACACUCCCCAGAUGCCGAUUCCCUUCGGCUUCCUGCGUAACGACAAUGGGGACGCAGCCAUGCUUCUCAAGUACGACAACGGCCGCCAGAGAGUGACCAUGGUACUGUCCUUUGCCGACGAGAGGGAGCGUGCAUACUUCCACACCCAGAUUGUCGGCACCAAUGUUCAAAAGGACGAGACCAUCUUUGCGGAUGUUCCUCUGCUUGGGUUCUCUGUAUCUACAUCUCUGAACGACAGCAAGUACCUGCCAGGCAUCAGCCAGAUUCCUUGGACGGCGGUCCGCGUUAUCAACGAGGACGCGGAUGAGGAUGUUCCCCGCACAGUACUUUCGGACAGACUAAGAGUUGUCGUCGAGUCCAAGCAAGGCUACCUUACCGAUCGUGUCAACGUUUCCCCUGGCGAGCUGCGACUGAGACUAGAGGUGAAGGACGCGAAGAGCUUGGUGGUGAUGCGACAGCCUCAAUUCGACAUGACUGUGGCGGUUUCGGACGGAUCAGUUGGCAAGGAGGUGCCCAAGGAGCUGACAGAGAUGCUCCAGAUGCUGCAGACCUCGCAGACCAUUCGUACCUACAGCUUUCCGACCCUGAAGGAUCUCCACUCCUUCCAGGCUGCCCUGACGGGCUUCAAUGUGCUCUUCGACGGACUUGCUGCAGCUUUUGCCAUUUCCCGCCGACGUAUGGUGGUUCCCAUUCACAAGAAGUGGGAGGCCGGAUGGACUAGAGUCCAAGUCAUUCAGCAGAAUUCGAUCAUUCAGCUGCUGGCGUUCUUCCCCGACUUCCACCACGGCCAGUGCAUGAACUUUGUGCUCAAAGGUACCGACGUUUUCGAGACGUUUUCUCGCAGCAGCAAGGCUGGUAUUAAGUUUGUUGACGCCAAGUUCCCGUUGCCGCGAAUGCCUAACGGCACCGAUGGACCUUCGGAUGACAUGGGAUUCAUCUGUAUUGACAUGCCGGAUCUACCGGGAGAGCAUGAUGACAUCUCGCUCCUCUUCGAGAACGAAGCGGAACGCGACCGCCUGUGCCAGUGUUUGCCGGCGCCUGUCAAGGGGGCCUCGAGGUCCUUGAGAGGCAAAUGA
This is a messenger RNA of Colletotrichum siamense, 3294 nucleotides long. RefSeq lists its product as uncharacterized. The record is from RefSeq and is a predicted model, not a curated record. The transcript is spliced from 2 exons. The coding region runs from base 1 to 3294 and encodes 1097 amino acids. NCBI's taxonomy places the organism in Eukaryota, Fungi, Ascomycota, Sordariomycetes, Glomerellales, Glomerellaceae.